Messenger RNA from Durusdinium trenchii, 339 nucleotides. NCBI's taxonomy places the organism in Eukaryota, Dinophyceae, Suessiales, Symbiodiniaceae. The record is from the annotation of a GenBank genome assembly.
AUGGAAGCGGGAGCUGCGAAAGGCGAAGACGAGACACGACGCGUCGGGACAGGAACCCACCGGGGGGGAACGGCAGGAGGUGGUGGUAAGUGGUGGGUGCAAGGCCGCCUGCCGCGCUUGAACAAGAUGCGGAUCACCCUCGCGGACGAGCGAUGGAGCAGCCCCAAUCGUCAGUGGCUCACGAAGAAAGGCCGCCGGCGAUUGGAGCCGAUCGUGAGUGAUGACACAGGGCUGGGUGAAGCUCAAGAGAUCUUGGCGAAGGACUUGAUGAGGGAACUCAUGGCGCCUCGGUCGGUUGGUCGGCUCGCGGGCGCAGACCUAUCGAGGCACACCAGAUGA